This is a messenger RNA of Salvia splendens (bonfire salvia), 1248 nucleotides long. RefSeq names its product exopolygalacturonase. Gene Ontology annotation, biological process: carbohydrate metabolic process. The transcript is spliced from 2 exons. The record is from RefSeq and is a predicted model, not a curated record. Lineage: Eukaryota; Viridiplantae; Streptophyta; Magnoliopsida; Lamiales; Lamiaceae. The coding region runs from base 1 to 1248 and encodes 415 amino acids. Gene Ontology annotation, molecular function: polygalacturonase activity.
AUGAAAAUGCAGGACAUAGUGUCAGUAAUUUUGGUUUUGCAGUUAAUAUUGACUGCUAAUUCAAUUAAUAUAUUCAAGAUCACUGAUUUUGGAGCAACGCGGACUAAAGACAUCAGCGAGGCGUUGAAGAAAGCAUGGCAAAAUGCGACUGAAUCACCAACCAAAAGUCAAAUCUUGAUCCCACGAGGGGAUUGGAAUUUAAGCCAAGCUUUACUAUCGGGGCCGAACAAGGCCCCGAUGAAUCUGGAGGUCCAAGGCCACCUCAAAGCGCAUCCGGACCCGGCCAAAAUCCGCGAUAAGAAGAAGGGAUGGAUCGGCAUUACUAACGUGGAUUACCUGACGAUCUCGGGGGGUGGCAUCCUCGACGGGCAAGGGCAAGAAGCGUGGAAAAACAAUGACUGCAAGACAAACGCAACUUGUGAGAAGCCCCCGAUCAACCUGGUCUUGAACGCCAUCACCAAUUCAAUCAUCCAAAGCAUCACCACCAAGGACAGCAAGUUCUUCCACGCCAACUGCAUCUGGAGCCGCAAUGUCACCUUCCAGAACUUGACGGUGUCCGCCCCGGGCGACAGCCCCAACACGGACGGCAUCCACAUGGCCCGAUCUAGCAACAUCACGGUGAUCGACUCGGUGAUCAAGACAGGCGACGACUGCAUCUCGAUGGGGGACAAUCUCACAGACGUGGUCAUAAAGAACGUGACAUGCGGGCCCGGGCACGGCAUCAGCAUCGGGAGCCUGGGGAAGUACCAGAAAGAGAAGGACGUGAAGGGGAUAAGGGUGGAGGGGUGCAUCUUCAACAACACCACCAACGGGAUCAGGGUCAAGACGUUUCGGUCUUCUCCGGUCAACACCAGGGUCUCGGAUCUCCACUUCAUCGACCUCACCAUGGUCAAUGCGGCCAACCCCAUCAUAUUUGAUCAGAAUUACUGCCCAAACAAACAAUGCCCCUCGGGUUUACCUGGUUCCGUCAAGAUCAGCGGCGUUGAGAUCAACAACGUCACCGGCACCAGCGCCACACAGGACGUAAUCACGUUCAACUGCAGCAGCCAAGCUUGCCAAAACAUCACCAUCGGAACAAUCAAUCUGGAAUACAAGGGCAAAAAGGGUUCGUCGGCUACUACAUUUUGUAGAAACAUUAUGCCCAAAUUCAUCAAAUUCACCAAGCAGAUUCCCCCCGUCUGCCAUUUCAAUUCAGUUUUUCUUUCAGUUAGCCAAAUUUAUGACCAAUUUAUGGAUAAUUUUAUGUAG